CUGGCUCUAUCUCUACUGCUAUGCCUAUAUCGUGGCCUUCGUCUGCCACCUCGUCACCCCAAAACACACCCCAUCAUAUUUUAACAUCGUUUGCUCCUAAUACCGACAAAAAUGCUCACAUGCGAUCGGCAUCACAGGAUGUCUACGAAGCUCCUACCACUGUAAGACGAUCCUCUGAGAUUUCGUCGUUUGAUGGUUCAGAAUAUGAUACAACCUUGGUCGAUGCAAACCCUGACCAUCAGUCCUCGGAGCAGUCUGUCGAAGAGGCAAAUCCUGACAAGAAACGUCGCAACUUUUUGGAACGCAAUCGCAGAGCUGCUCUAAAAUGCCGUCAGAAGAAGAAGGAGUAUAUUGCUUCAUUGGAGGAUAGCGUGGUACGACUUUCAUCGGAAAACGAGCGACUGCAUGCCCAGAUCCAGAAAAUGAAUCAAAUGUCACAGAUGCCUGCUAUUAUGCCUGCUUACAAAGAUGCCAUAAUCCCGGCCAAUUUACAACUGUAACAAAAUUGAACAUCAUUUUAUGAUUCACCCUCUUGUGAUUUUGUAUUUAUGUUUCUUGUUGAAGCAAUGGUGGUGCUUUCCGUGAAUGGGUAUGGAUCACAUGCUGGCAUAGACGUCCCGCCACUGUCAGCAGAGGCUGAGUCGGAAAUAUUACUUUUAACAUGAAACAAUGAAGUCCGCUGUUGGAUCAUACUUUGCAAAAAUGACAAUAUAUCAUUGUGCGUCCUCUGUUCGUCGCUGUCUUUUAGACGGUACAGGGGUCGUGCGUUGACUUUUCG
Molecule: messenger RNA, 778 nt
Organism: Batrachochytrium dendrobatidis JAM81
Lineage: Eukaryota; Fungi; Chytridiomycota; Chytridiomycetes; Rhizophydiales
Exons: 3
Coding region: 21-500 (159 amino acids)
Biological process (GO): regulation of transcription by RNA polymerase II
Molecular function (GO): DNA-binding transcription factor activity, RNA polymerase II-specific; RNA polymerase II cis-regulatory region sequence-specific DNA binding
Source: RefSeq, a predicted model, not a curated record